UUACUCAACCAAUAUCUUUAUUGUUGGAAAUUUGAUAACUAGGAAGUGUUCCUUCAAACUUAUCUCUAUUGUUUAGUUGAUUGUACAUCGGUUCUCUUAACAUAAAUAGGAUGUCAGGAAUUGUAAUUCACACACCCUCUGAUAUGAAAGCUCCCAGCUCUAGUAUGGCACAGUUCAGGGAAGAUUUUGCCAAAGCUAAGCAUAUUGUGGUCUUAACAGGUGCUGGAGUCAGUGCUGAAAGUGGUGUGCCUACAUUUAGAGGAGCUGGUGGUUACUGGAGAAAAUGGCAAGCACAGCAAUUAGCAACACCAGAGGCAUUUGAAGACAAUCCAUCAUUAGUGUGGGAAUUUUACCACUAUAGAAGAGAAGUCAUGGGUACAAAAGAUCCAAAUAAGGCUCAUAUUGCAAUAUCUGAAUGUGAAAAGAGGCUGAAAUCACAAGGAAGAAGAGUUGUAGUAAUCACACAGAAUAUAGACGAACUUCACAAGAGAGCUGGGUCAGAAAAUAUUCUAGAAUUGCAUGGUAGUUUAUUUAAGACCAGAUGUACUAAAUGUGAAGAAGUUAUAGAAAACAGACUCAGUCCUAUCUGUCCUGCAUUGGCUGAUAAAGGAGCUCCAGACCCAGAAUCAAAAGAUGCCAAAAUUCCAGUGAACCAAUUACCAAGGUGUAAAAAAGAAAGUUGUGGAGGACUUUUGAGGCCCCAUGUUGUAUGGUUUGGUGAAAGUUUAGACCCAGCAGUUAUGGAUUCAGCUCAGAAUGAGCUAGAUCAUUGUGAUCUGUGUUUAGUGGUUGGAACCUCUUCUGUUGUGUAUCCAGCAGCAAUGUUUGCACCCAAGGUAGCUUCUCGAGGAGUACCAGUAGCUGAGUUUAAUCCAGAAAAAACUGAUGUCACAAAUUCGUUGGGAUAUCAUUUCCAUGGACCGGCAGGCUCAUUUCUCCCAGAAGCAUUAGGUAGACACCCAUCAGAACCUGAAUAACAACGCAUUAUAAAAGACCAUCAUCUGUGAUAGAUAAUAGACAAGUUUUAUCUCCAUUGAGUUCCAGAUUCAUCAUCAUUAAUUAUUACAUUUCAAAGUUACACUCAUCAUCUGAAAGUGUAUAUGUAAUACUUUUUUCUCUUGAACAAAAAAAGGAGAUUAAUUGUUUGUUUAUUAAUAGAACAUUGUAUAUAUGCAUUUUCAAUUAAUUUGACAAAUAUAACAGUAUAUAUGAUAUUUGUUUAAGAAUUUUAUGUUUUUGGGAGAUAUUGAUUUGAUAUUUGAUAUAUUAUUUUAUCAUGAAAAGUUACUGAUCAAAUUAUUAAUUUAAAGAAUUGCUUCAGUCUGAUAAUUCUAUGCAGAGUUAUGAUACUUGGAAUUUGAAAAUUGACCCAAAUAUUCAAUUUCAGUUUUCUGCAAUUUUUUUUGUCAUACUGGAAUAAAUUGAUUUGAUAAUUGGUACAUUGCUUUAUCAUGACAAGUUACAGAUCAAUUUUGAAUUUCUUUCAAGUCCAAAUGAUUUUUCUUGCAGAGUUAUUGUCCUUGGACUUAGUAAAUUCACUCAAAUAAUCAGUUUUCCACACCUUUUUAGCUCACCUGGUCCAAAGGGCCAAGUGAGCUUUUCUAAUCACUUGGCGUCUGGCGUCCCGCGUCUGUUGUCGUUAACUUUUACCAAAUCUUCUCCUCUGAAACUACCAGGCCAAACUAAACCAAACUUCGCCACAAUCAUCAUUGGGGUAUCUAGUUUAAAAAAUGUGUGGCGUGACACGGCCAACCAACCAAGAUGGCCGCCAUGGCUAAAAAAAGAACAUAGGGGUUAAAUGCAGUUUUUGACUUAUAACUCAAAAACCAAAGCAUUUAGAGAAAAUCUGACAUGGGGGGGGGGGGGGGGAAAUUGUUUAUUUGUUUAUCAGGUCAAGAUCUAUCUGCUCUGAAAUUUUCAGAUGAAUCAGACAACGUGUUGGGUUGCUGCCCCUGAAUUGGUAAUUUUAGGAAAAUUUUGCUGUUUUUGGUUAUUAUCUUGAAUAUUAUUAUUGAUAGAGAUAAACUGUAAACAGCAAUAAUGUUCAGCAAAGUAAGAUUUACAAAUAAGUCAACAUGACCAAAAUAGUCAGUUGACCCCUUUAGUAGUUAUUGCCCUUAAUAGUAAAUUUUUAACCAUUUUUCGUAAAUCUUAGUAAUCUUUUACAAAAAUCUUCUCCUCUGAAACUACCUGGCCAAACUAAACCAAACUUGGCCACAAUCAUCAUAGGGGUAUCUUGUUUAAAAACUGUGUGGCGUGACCCGGCCAACCUACCAAGAUGGCCGCCAUGGCUAAAAAUAGAACAAAGAGGUAAAAAUUCAGUGUUUGGCUUUUAACUCAAAAACCAAAGCAUUUAGAGCAAAUCUGAUGUGGGGCAAAUUGUUUAUCAGGUCAAGAUCUAUCUGACAUGAAAUUUUCAGAUGAAUCAGACAACCCGUUAUUGAGUUGCUGCCCCUGAAUUGGUAAUUUUAGGGAAAUUUUUCUGUUUUUGGUUUUUAUCUUGAAUAUUAUUAUAGAAAGAGAUAAACUGUAAACAGCAAUAAUGUUCAGCAAAGUAAGAUUUACAAAUAAGUCAAUAUGACAAAAAUAGUCAGUUGACCCCUUUAGUAGUUAUUGCCCUUUAUAGUCAAUUUUUAACCAUUUUUUGUAAAUCUUAGUAAUCUUUUACAAAAAUCUUCUCCUCUGAAACUACCUGGCCAAACUAAACCAAACUUGGCCACAAUCAUCAUAGGGGUAUCUUGUUUAAAAAAUGUGGCGUGACCCUGCCAACCAACCAAGAUGGCCGCCAUGGCUAAAAAUAGAACAUAGGGGUAAAAUGCAGUUUUUGGCUUGUAACUCAAAAACCAAAGCAUUUAGAGCAAAUCUGAUGUGGGUCAAAUUUGUUAAUUAGGUCAAGAUCUAUCUGCCAUUUUCAGAUGGAUCAGACAACCCCCUGUAAUGGUUGCUGCCCCUGAAUUAGUCAUUUUAAGGAAUUUAUUUUGUUAUUAUCUUGAAUAUUAUUAUAGAUAGAGAUAAACUGUAAACAGCAACAAUGUACAGCAAAGUAAGACCUAGAAAUAAGCCGACAUGACCAAAAUGGUCAAUUGACCCCAUAAGGAGUUAUUGUCAUUCAUAGUCAAUUUUUAACAAUUUUCAUAAAAUUUGUAAAUUUUAACUAACAUUUUCGACUGAAACUUUUAGGCCAAGUUCAAUAUAGAUAGAAAUAAUUGUAAGCAGCAAGAAUGUUCAGUUAAGUAAGAUGUACAAACACAUCACCAUCACCAAAACACAAUUUUGUCAUGAAUUCAAAUGUGUCCUUUGUUUAAUAUUCACAUAGACCAUGGCGAGCAACACAGGCUCUUUGGAGCCUCUUGUUUAUUGUCAUAGUUGAAGAUGUUUAUUUGAUAUUUGUUAAAAAGUUUACAUCAUAUCAAGUUAUAGGCCCAGUUAGCGUUUUGUUCCAGUACAAUUAAUUUUAAUUGGUAUGAAAGGGACUAUAUUUUGCCAUGCGAUACUCUCAAAAGGCUUGCUCUUGGUUAUACUUUGGAAUUUGGAUUUUUUUCAACUCAGUUGAAACUUAUUUUACAACUAUUGUUUUUCAUAUGUGCAUUUUGUAUACAUUUGCUGUGGAAGUAAUUUAGUAAAUACAGUCUUGGUAACAUUGGUUAGUCACAUAUAUUGCAACCCAGACAUUU
Molecule: messenger RNA, 3674 nt
Organism: Mytilus trossulus (common blue mussel)
Lineage: Eukaryota; Metazoa; Mollusca; Bivalvia; Mytilida; Mytilidae
Product: NAD-dependent protein deacylase sirtuin-5, mitochondrial-like
Exons: 9
Coding region: 111-977 (288 amino acids)
Cellular component (GO): nucleus
Molecular function (GO): histone deacetylase activity, NAD-dependent; protein-malonyllysine demalonylase activity; NAD+ binding
Source: RefSeq, a predicted model, not a curated record